Molecule: messenger RNA, 963 nt
Organism: Dentiscutata erythropus
Lineage: Eukaryota; Fungi; Glomeromycota; Glomeromycetes; Diversisporales; Gigasporaceae
Source: the annotation of a GenBank genome assembly
AUGGUUCCUGGAGCUACUGUACGGGGAACAGCAGAUAAAUUUUUAAUUCAACCCAAGCAAAUUCAGAAUUGGAAAAGCAAACAAGACAAGCUAUUAUUAGCUCAGCCUCAUAUUAAAUGUCUCAAUGUUGGUGCUCAACCAAAUUAUCCUAAACUUGAAGAGGAACUUGCUGAAUGGAUUCGAGCUUUACAUAGCAAAUUAAAACCAGUUAGCCGUGUUAUGAUACAAAAUAAAGCUGCAGCAUUAGCAAAGUCUCCAAAAUAUAUUCUUUACUAUCCUAAUAUUAACAUGCUUAAGUGGAGUAACAAGUGGCUUGAUUGUUUCUUACAAUGUAAUAGUUUUAGUAAUUGUCGUAAAACAACUAUUGCACAAAAGCUACCAGCAGAAUUAGAGACACAACAGCAAGCAUUUUUUAAUUUUGUUCAAUAUUGCCGUAUUCAAUAUAAUUAUCCAUUACUAUUAAUAGAUGAUAAAGGAAAUAAAAUGAUCAGUAUUAGAAUUUGUGGUUACAAAAAAUCCUGCUUCACUGUUGUACUUGCAUGUAUGGCAGAUGGUGUAGUUGUUAGAACUAAUGAAAGUGGAUGGAUGAAUGAAAUAAAAAUGAGCUUUUGGAUAGAUAAGAUUUGGCAAAAUCAUACACCACAUUCUGAGAACCCACAGUCACUUUUAGUAAUGAAUUCUUUUUGGGACCUUGAACUACAAAACCUUUCGCCUCAACAAAACUUUUUGCCUCCUACCCCAACAAAGCUUCCAAGACCUCCUAUUCCUACCAUACCUCUCAUUCCAAGAACACUUUCUUCUGCAAGAUCUCUCGCACCAACAAAACCUUCCACUUUAACAAGAUUUCUCAUCAAAUCAACACUUUUUACCCCAACAAAAUCUUCCACUUCAGCAAAGCUUCUCAUCUCAACCACCACAAGAUUUCUUGGCUCAUCAAAACUUUCUGAAUCAGGGAGAAUUUGA